This is a messenger RNA of Cynoglossus semilaevis (tongue sole), 2462 nucleotides long. Its product is annotated as protein zyg-11 homolog. Bases 103 to 2325 code for a protein of 740 amino acids. Gene Ontology annotation, cellular component: Cul2-RING ubiquitin ligase complex. The record is from RefSeq and is a predicted model, not a curated record. The transcript has 14 exons. Lineage: Eukaryota; Metazoa; Chordata; Actinopteri; Pleuronectiformes; Cynoglossidae.
GUGACGUCACACCUAUCGACCAAUAGGAAGUAGCUUGCGUAUGCUUGUUGACACCACGCCGUUAGCGACCGUGUCAAAAACACGGCUACUGAUAUUUGAGCCAUGGAGGCCGUGGGGCCCCAGCCUUUGUUGGACAUCUGUUUGACCGAGGUGUGCCGCCGUCUGGAGUCGUUGUGCAGUAAGCGGGACGAUGGCUCCAUGAGACUCAAAUCGCCCAUCAUGUUUCCACAGGAGUUAUCUGACCAGCUGCUCCAUAAGAUGUCGACCACAGGAAUACUAAACGACGUUACCGUUGGCGUUUUUCGAAACUGCGAGGAGCUGCGCCUGUGCAGAGUCUCCAUCCCUUACUGUCCGGUUUCGGCAGAGGCUUUUCACCUGGCGCUCUGCCCUCACCGUCUACAGGAACUAGAUGCCUCUUGGCUCCCUGGGGACAUCACCGGGGCCGACAUUGUCUCAGGCCUGACAUCGAAUUCGGAGUGCAGGUCCGGCCUGCAAAGAUUGACCCUCACUGGUCUACGUCUGGACUGGGAGCCAUUGGAGCUAAAUGCAGGGAAGCGAGUAGGCUUCAGCUCUUUGGAAGGCCUGAAGACACUUAACUUGGCCUACACCGACUUGUCUGAUGCUGACCUUGAAGAUAUCUGCGCUCUCCAUCACUUGGAGAGUCUCGAUAUCUCCUGCACAGCUGUCUCAAAUCUCGCAGCACUUACAGAAUGCCAGAACACCCUGAGGUCCUUGAAGGUCCACGGGCUUCGGCGGCUGCACAUGUCACCGGCCCGGCUCCUCUCCGUGCUCGGCCAGCUUCGGGCCCUCAGGCAUCUGGACUUUUCGGAAGACCACUUUGCCGUAGACGGCAGUAAUGGGAAGGAUGGAGAUGAGACGGUGCGGCAGCUGCUGGAGGGCAGCCCUCGGGUUCUGCCUCAGCUCAUUUCGCUCGAUAUAUCUGGAAGGAAGAGAGUCACUGAAGCUGCAUUGAAGGUAUUUUUGGAGAGCCGCGGUGGACUGAUCUUUCUGGGGCUCCUCGCCACCGGAGUGAGCUCCAGUGAUGUCCUGUCGACACGGAAAGAUCUGAAAGUAGCAGGAGAAGCCAAUGAGAAACAGGUGUGCGAGGCCCUGAGACGAUACAGAGACCGGGAGUGUUUCAUAAGAGAGGCCCUUCUACAACUCUACAAUCUGACCACAGACACUGACAAACCCCAGGAGGGUAUCCUUAAGCUGGUGCUCGGUGCGAUGCAGAGCCAUCCCUCGUCCUUGCGCGUCCACCUGGUGGCUACGGCCUGUAUUUUCAACCUGACCACGCAGAACAUGGCCGAGGCCAUGCCCGUCAGCCUGCUCAGUGCCACCGUCGGUCGACUGCUCUACGCUAUGAAGACAUUCCCAAGUCAUCAAGAGGUGCAGAAGAACUGCCUGCUGGCUCUGUGCAGCGACUACAUUCUUCAAGAUGUCCCUUUUGACAAGUAUUUGGCAGCCACCCUGGUGAUUAACUGGCUAAGCAGCCAUGAGAAUCCAACCCUUCAGAGGAUGGCAGUGGCCGUCAUCUCUAUCCUGGUGGCCAAGUUGACUGUGGAGCAGACCGCUCAGCUCAGCCAGGACGCCUUCGUCAUGAAGCAACUGCUGGCCAUUGUGCAGCAGAAGGCCAUGAUGGGGGUGGUUGACUCCACUCUGAAUUUUGCACUUACUGCUUUGUGGAACCUGACGGAUGAGAUCCCUGCCGCGGCUCACAACUUCAUUAAGUGUCAAGGCCUGGAGCUUUACGAGGAGGUCCUGGAGACGUACCACAGUGAGCCAUCCAUUCAACAGAAGGUUCUCGGACUCCUGAACAACAUAGCCGAGGUGGAAGAGCUGCAGGAGGACUUGUUGGAAAAGGAGCUGCUCGAACACGUACUCACCCUGCUGCAGAACUCCCGCCUGGAGGUCGGUGUCCGUUAUUUUGCCGGAGGGAUUUUAGCACAGCUCGCCUCCAGAGCGGACACCUGCAGCUUGGACGAGGAGCUGCGCGCCACCAUCGUGAAGCAGCUGCAUUCCUCUAUAAUGACUUGGACCCAGCUGGAGAGAGAAAUGGUCUCCUAUAGGUCCUUCCGUCCUUUCUGCCCUCUGCUGCGGACUUGUCAGGCUCCAGGUGUGCAGCUGUGGGCCGUGUGGGCCAUACAUCUGCUGUGCAGCCAAAACAUAUCGCUUUACGGCAGAAUGCUGGAAAAGGACGGUGUUACCGAACUCCUGAAGGUCUUGGCUACGCAUUCGGACACUCACGGCGACGUCAAGGGACUAUCGGAAAACAUCUUACAAAUGGUCACUCGACACCGGAGUCAGACAACAACCAGACAGUAGCUUGAGACUGGACUCGGGGAGAAUAGAACGUGUUGUUAAACUGAGAAAGAGAAUUAUUUAAGUUUCCGUGUAAAAAUGUUCAUAUGUUCAAAUGUUCAAAAUAAAGUGUCAUCCAAAUAAAACUUUUUUCAAUCAGA